Messenger RNA from Dromaius novaehollandiae (emu), 5365 nucleotides. RefSeq names its product fatty acyl-CoA hydrolase precursor, medium chain-like. NCBI's taxonomy places the organism in Eukaryota, Metazoa, Chordata, Aves, Casuariiformes, Dromaiidae. The coding region runs from base 85 to 1758 and encodes 557 amino acids. The transcript has 13 exons. The record is from RefSeq and is a predicted model, not a curated record.
AGUGUUUGCCUUGCAUAACAUUCAUACUUCACUGAGUAUAUAAGGCAACAAACUGGGGGGGUGAAUGUGUGACUAGCUUGCAAAAUGGCGACUGGGAAGAACACACUGCUGCUGUCCUUGAUUCUCACCGCCGGGGUCACAGCUCUUGUAGCUACUGGACAAAACACAGAGCAACCAGAAGUGGUGACCAAAUAUGGGAGAGUCCGAGGAAACCAAAUCAGAGUACACGCCGCUGAGAGGAGUGUCAAUGUCUUUUUGGGACUUCCCUUUGCUAAGCCUCCUGUUGGACCCUUGAGGUUUUCCGAACCCCAGCCACCUGAGCCAUGGAAAGGUGUCAGAGAUGCCACUUUCUACCCACCAGUAUGUCUACAGGAUAGAGAACAAGGACAGUAUUUUUCAGAUCUUAUUACUAAUAGAAAAGAAAAGAUUCCUCUCCAACUGUCUGAAGACUGCUUAUACCUAAAUGUGUAUACACCCACUUCUACAGAAAAACAGGAGAAACUGCCUGUCUUUGUAUGGAUCCAUGGAGGUGGAUUAGUUUUUGGAGCAGCUUCAACAUAUGAUGGUUCAGCAUUAGCGGCCUUUGACAAUGUGGUGGUUGUAACAAUUCAGUACAGAUUAGGUAUUCUUGGAUAUUUUAGCACUAGUGAUGAGCAUGCCCGGGGAAACUGGGGUUAUUUGGAUCAAGUAGCAGCUCUUCAGUGGAUUCAGGAAAAUAUCAUAAAUUUUGGAGGAGAUCCAGGAUCCGUAACUAUCACUGGAGAAUCUGCAGGAGGAGUCAGCGUUUCUGCCCUUGUCUUAUCUCCUCUGGCAAAGGGCUUGUUCCAUAAGGCCAUCUCAGAGAGUGGUACUGCAAUCCAGAUUUUGUUCACUGACCAUCCUGAGGAGCAAGCACAAAGAAUUGCUACUGUAGCUGGUUGUCAAAUAUCCAGUUCAGCUGCAAUGGUUGAGUGCUUAAAAGACAAAACAGAAGAAGAGAUGGAACAAAUAACUCUGAAAAUACCUCCCUUGUUCAUCACUGCAUGUGUGGAUGGUGUAUUUUUUCCUAAGAGUCCCAGGCAAUUACUAUCUGAAAAAGUAAUCAAUGCAGUCCCAUAUAUAAUAGGAGUAAAUAACUGUGAGUUUGGAUGGAUAAUUCCUACAGUAAUGAAAUUUCCUGAUUAUGCAGAAGGUCUGGACAAAGAUGUUGCACGUCAAGUUUUACAGGGCGUAUUAUCACCUUUAACAGAUGUUACUCCUGAUGUUAUUGAUCUAUUAUACAACGAAUACAUAGGGAAUGCAGAGAACCGUGUUCAGGUGCGAGAUGGGCUUCUUGAUGCACUAGGAGACUCUUUUUUCGUUUUCUCAGCCAUUGAAGUAGCUAGAUACCAUAGAGAUGCUGGCAAUCCAGUCUACUUUUAUGAGUUUCAGCAUCGACCAAGUUCAGCUACCGGUGUUGUACCAGAGUUUGUAAAAGCAGACCAUGGAGAUGAGAUUGCCUUUGUCUUUGGAAAGCCAUUUUUAGCCGGAAAUGCUACAGAAGGAGAAAAUAAACUUAGCCGAACAGUUAUGAGAUACUGGACUAACUUUGCUAGAAAUGGAAAUCCCAAUGGAGAAGGCUUGGUGCAUUGGCCUCAGUAUGAUCUGGAUGAAAGAUACCUGGAAAUAGACCUAACGCAAAAGGCAGCAAAGAAAUUGAAAGAACGCAAAAUGGAGUUUUGGGCACAGAUCACAAAACAAACCAUGACAGAAAGAAGGACAGAACACACAGAUUUAUAAGUGCGGCAGAGGAUGUAAUUUGCUUUUAAAACCUGAAGUAAAGCCAAACCAAAUUAGUUUGUCAGAAUGCAGAAUUUAAUAAUCAGUUUCUAACUCACUAUUAUGUAAUUUGUUGUCAUGAUCACACUGAUAGGAGAGAAUCAAGGGAAAUUUGGAAUGUUCAUGGGACUAAAAAUCAGUAUUUAAUGAAGGAAGUGGGGAAAAAGAAAAACAAUCUUUCAGACUGACACCAUGGUAUCUACCCAGUGGAUAUCAAAACUGAAUAAUUCUCCUGAGAGAAGGAAGAACAAGAAUAAAAUUGGCAGACACAUUGACAUAUUCUGCAUAGAUAAUUCUUAUGAAUUUCAUAAAUGUCAGAAUAUGUAUUCAUUUCCCUCUUCUUUCAGAAUACAGUCCUCAAUUGUCAGUCCUGCAGCCUGCUUCCACUUUCUUUACUGGAAAUAGCUUGUAGAGAGCAGAGCAAUCUUCCCUAUGAUAAAAAUGUCUGUGAGACAGCCUCAACAUCUCACAAAUCAGGACAGAAAUUCUCUACCUGUUUUCUUGUUAUAUAAAAUGUUUUAAAUAAAUGUUACUUUUUUCUUUUUGGGGGGGAGGGGGCGGGGCUUCCUUUUGUUUCACCUAACUGAUGCAGGCUAAUUCCAAGAGGUUGUUGCGAAAGUCUCAACAAAGAAAUGCGUGAAAGUGCAAACUGGGAACCGUGAGGGCUCUGUCUUCCAUGUACAGCCUGGACAGGGUGGAACUGACCAGUCCUGGCAUCAGGGCAUCUUCCCCUGCACCUGGGCCUGCCCAGCUGUGCAAGCCAGUAAGUUAUCUGUGGCUCCAAGUCCCAGAGCUGUACAUGCUGGCAGCACUAGGCUGGAAACAAGACAGGGACUUCUGUAAAUCUGUCAUAGCUCUGCUCUCCAGUGAGCGACACAGCCUGGCAGCCCAAGGUGUCCCAUGCAACAAGGUGGCCUUUGUCGGCCACCCAGGUCUGAACUGAUCAGUGGUACUUCUUUUUGGAAACAAAGCUGCAGAAAUAGGUGAUCUGCACACAGAAACCAUCCACCAAGUUCGGGACACAAACAUUUGUAUAAUAUCUUCAAGUUAAAGCAUCAGUUUGCAUAAUCAUAAUGGUUUUUCUGCUCCUCUGAAUGAGCUCUGUUGACAGCACUGCUGGCUUUGACUACACAGCUUCACAUUCAGAGCUGGCUGGUUACCUGGACCUCAUUGCCCCACAGCAUAGGAAGAAUGACAGGGAGAACAGAAGCAAGUGUGUGAGCCAGCAGAGUGCCAGAGUCAUCUGAUCUUGUAUUGAAGUGGAUGAUAAGCGCUCACUCAAACAGCCAUGCUGCAUGUCUGUAAUUUGAGCAAAGGAGUGGCUGGGAACAGCUGGUGGUUACAGUGUUGCUUAGGAUAAGUUGUAGUAAGGCAAACCAUUUCUGCAAGAUUAUCUGGCAGUGAUGUCAGCAGUGUUUGUUGAUACAUAAAUCUGUAGAGGUUUAGUUACACCAGUCUAAACUUGUCUCGUGAACUCUUUUUCCUUUAGUCACUUAUUUGUUCAGCUUGAGCUGGGUCUUAAUGUGUUUUAGAAAACUCUGAUUCUGUUUGCCCUUGGAAUGACUGGGGCAGUCACAGCAUCUCAGCUACCAGGGCAAUAACCUUCAGAGCAGUUUUUCACAUAUGUCUACCUUCUUGUCUGCACUAAAAUUCACAAAAUGAGUAGUUAUCUUCCUGUUCUUUUCCCACAGAUUUAACAUUACAGUAUAAAUAAACCAGUGCUUGGAAUUUGGAAGCAGUGCUAGUACCUGGAAACAGGUAUGGCAUAUAUAAAAAUGUGAUUAGAAAGGUGUAUUUCAUAAAACGCAGCUUAAAACUAUUCAAGACACUUCAAAACUUUAGAAACCUGGGAUGUUUUAUAUUAGUAAUGUCUGCUUAUGAUUAAGUAAAAAUGUCUACAUACAAAAGGUUAUAAUUGCUUGAUAUUUCCUCAGGUGGUUUUAGCACACAAGCAGUCUCAAAAUAUCUGAAGUGGCAUUUUUUAUAUACUGAAACAAAUGGCCCAUUUGGAUAUGGAGAGCUGCAUGUAAUCAAAAUAAUGCAAGGAAUAGUUGCUCUUUGACACUUUUGUACGAUAUACCUUGGUUAGGUUACACCUAGGAAGUAAAAAAUGUGCUCAGUUUUUCUUCAGUCUGAAGCUUUCAGAUCUAAAUUUUCCUACUUUCUGUGGCAAGACCUGAGUCCUGAGGCUCUCGAGUUUUCACAGACUAUUCUGUGGCAUGAUUUUCUGUUCUUCCGUCCUUCCUGGCAAAGAGUUCAUGAUUCAUUGGCCAGAGGAAGGAAGCAUUGCUGACAGGACAGACACCCACCAAGGCUGAGGGGAGAACAAAGUAUGGUAUUGUUCACUGCUUGUUAUUAGCUCACUGUUGUUGUCCAUGGGCCCAUGAAGGGAAGGCCUGAUGAUGUGAAAAGUGUGCACUGGCAGAAAUGUGGGCACAUAGAGAAUUUCAGGGUCAAGCAGGGCUCCUGUAGUGUUAGCCAUUUCCCAAUCUGCAGUAUUUUGGCCUACACGUAUUUGGUGCUAGUAUUUCUGACAAAGUCUGCUUUAGUGCUUAAUCCCUUAUUUUGUGUAGAUCUUGGUCUGUUUUGUCAAGUCAGUCUGCAUUCUGCUGAACUACGUUUAGGCACAAGAGGAACUUGUUUGUAAUUUCAAAUGCAAUUAAAAUAUGAUUAUAUCCACCAUCUCCAAAAGCAGCAGCCCAAUCUACUUAAAAACAUAACAAACAUUGUAGACUUCUCGUUCUUACAUCCUUGUAAUCUUACAAAAUUUUUGCCCCUCUGCUCUCCUGAUACCAUAAAAUGGUUUAACUUCUUGACCUUUUGUAUUCAACAUGAGGUUCAUAGUCUGUAGACUCACUAACAGUGAUACAGCAAAUUACACAAUAAUCUCACACUCAUUUGAAACAUGAGAGAGGUCAGCUAAAGGCAUUUGCCAUCUGCUGUGUUUUAUGAAUGACAUGUUUUUUAAGGGUGCUGUCACAUAGCUCUAAGCGUGACUUCGCUUUAUGCUCCGAUGCGUUACUUCAUGCUAAGUCCAUGCUAACUGGUUAUAAGCGAUUCUAGUUUUGCUUUGUUUUAAAAUAAUAAGUUAUAGAAAGCAGCAUUAAUUUUUCUCAAGGUGAUUUAUACAUUUGCUCUGAGCCAGAGACAUCAGUGACAGGUAGCAUUCCAUUUGCUUUGAUUAGUUUCAGUCUUUGAAAAUAUCCUUCAAAUUCUGUCAAGCUAGGAAGGCCUCUCUUCGCCUUUCACCACAUGGUACACACAUUUUACGUUAUAUUAUAAAUGUAAGACAUCUGACAGGCAAAACAUUUCCCAGCUAAAUGAAGGAUACAGUACCCACUAUGUUUCCAAGCAGAAUAACAAUGAUUUUUUCAAUAAAGCAGCCAACAUUAACUGUGGAGAUUGUCAGGUUUGUAUUUUGGAUGUUUUAGGACAAUGGCAAGGCAACAACCAUGCCAGUAAAGCUACUCAUGAACUGUAUUUCCUGUCCUACAGGAAACUCCAGCAGUCAAAACAAAACAAAACAAAAAAGUUUUGUUCCAAAUUGGGAAUAAAAGGUUUAAAUGUC